This is a messenger RNA of Mizuhopecten yessoensis (Yesso scallop), 7138 nucleotides long. Its product is annotated as integrator complex subunit 6-A-like. The transcript is spliced from 19 exons. The coding region runs from base 154 to 2853 and encodes 899 amino acids. The record is from RefSeq and is a predicted model, not a curated record. Gene Ontology annotation, biological process: snRNA 3'-end processing. Gene Ontology annotation, cellular component: integrator complex. Lineage: Eukaryota; Metazoa; Mollusca; Bivalvia; Pectinida; Pectinidae.
ACAAGUUAUCGUGGCGUGCUAGCUGCUUCGAAAGGCAGCACUCUGCGGUGCGUCUUUGUCGGAAGCGGACGUUGUGAUGGCCGUACGACCGUUAGUACGAGUCGUUUGUCAACGAAAACAUCUCGAAUGAUUCCUUGUUAACCAUUCUUGAAAAUGACGAUAAUUCUCUUUCUAGUCGACACGAGUGCGUCGAUGAAUCAGCGUACAUAUUUGGGGACAUCUUUGAUUGACAUUUCGAAAGCUUCCGUAGAGUCUUUCAUGAAGAUCAGGUCUAGAGAUGCGAACAGCAGAUGGGAUAGAUACAUGCUGCUGACGUUAGAGGACCCGCCGUCUAAUAUAAAGGCGGGAUGGAAAGAAAGUCAUGCAACAUUUAUUAAUGAGCUGAAGAAUCUCACUGCCAUAGGUCUUUCAUCACUUGGCCCCUCUCUGAAGCAUGCCUUUGAUCUACUCAACAUCAACCGCAUGCAAAGCGGCAUUGAUACAUAUGGUCAGGGACGCUGUCCAUUUUACCUGGAGCCAGCGGUCAUCAUUGUGAUAACAGAUGGUGGUAAAUUGACCACCACAAAUGGGGUGCAGCCUGAGCUCAAUCUUCCAAUGCUGUCUACUGUUCCUGGGUCGGAGCUGACAAAAGAACCUUUCCGAUGGGACCAGCGUAUCUUUGGUUUGGUGCUAAAGAUUCCGGGAAGUGUUCCAAUGGACAUGACAGGAAAUAUGUACAUCCCCUCUGCAGACAGUCAUCCCCUAGAUGCGAUGUGUGAGGUUACAGGAGGACGGUCGUAUGCUGUGUUCACUCAGAAGAUGUUGAAUGCAACGCUAGACAGUCUAGUACAGAAGGUCCAGAGCGGGGUGGUUAUCAACUUUGAGAAAAUUGGACCUGAACCUACACCAGUACUUAUUGAAGGAAAAAUGGAAAAUGUUGACAACAAUGGAAACUCGAAAGAGAACCAGGAUGUCAACAAACCAAUACAACAGGAAAUGGAGGAUGACAAGAAGGCAGUCCUGCAGCAAAUCCAGCAACAGUUGCCAGGCAAUAACCAAUGGCAGAACUGUAGGAAGUUGAUUUAUGUCCCCAGGUCCGCACAAAAGGGUUACUCUGUGGGUCACUGGCCGAUUCCUGAGGCCUACUGGCCAGACAUUGGAAGUGCUACACUGCCUCCGCGGUCAGCCCAGCCUGUGUUGAAAUUCUGCUGUACUGACUGUGAACCAAUGGUGAUAGAAAACCUCCCGUUUGAUAAGUACGAGCUGGAACCUUCUCCACUGACCCAAUUUAUCCUUGAGCGCAGACUCCCAAACUCGUGUUGGCAGGUGUUCAUCAGUAAUAGUGCUAAGUACAGUGACACAGGACAUCCAUUUGGUUACCUUAAGGCCAGUAGUGCUCUCUCCUGUGUCAACCUCUUCAUCAUGCCAUACAACUACCCCGUACUGCUGCCUCUCCUUGAUGAACUGUUUAAAGUCCACAAGCUGAAGAUAUGCCCCAAAUGGCGACAGCAGUUUGAGGGGUAUAUUAAGACAAUGCCACCGUAUUAUGCAGGGCCUUUGCGACGUGCGUUGGCUCGGAUGGGAGCUCCCAACCUAGUGCCUGAUACCAUGGACAAUAACCUCAGCUACACAGUCAUUACCUACCUGAAAAAACUCAAAAACCAGGCCAAGGUAGAGAUGGACCGCUUAAUUGCCUCUGUUGGCCAGAAAGUUCCCCUCAAUGACGGAAUCAAGGUUGACUCGCGGACCAAGACUUCAAUUUUACAAAGAAAAGAUUUUAACCAAUUACUGCAAAAUGUUGGGGGAAAUAUUCAGAGCCUGAAACAAGAACUGACCGAUUUCAACACCUUCACUAUGGCUGUCUCUGACCCAGACAUCCUUCCCCAGUAUUACCGUAACCCAUACGACAUUCCACGUUCACAUUUACUUGACCAAAUCUCCCGUAUGAAAAUGAAUUUCUUACAGAAAUCAUACAGCAAUACAAAGCUAGUAGAUCAUGAUCAGAUGCAUAAUGUUCCUAUACAACAAAUGGGUAACUACCAAGAUUACCUUAAAAAGCAACCACCUUUACUCCGGGAGCUGGAAAACCAGCCAUCACGGGUGCACAUGUUUGGAAAUCCAUUUAAAGUCAAGAAUUUCAAUAUGGUGGAUGAGGCAGAUGAAGCUAAUUUUGGUCAGCAGCCGGUGAAAAAGCGACAUCAUGAAAGUCCAUCAGUUUCCCCAGGACCAAAGCGACGGAAAGCAGGGCCCUUACCCAGAGACCUUAAGUAUCGACGACCAAGUUCCCCGUCCCCAGGGACAACACCCCCCGCCUCCCCUGCACCCGCAUCCUCCGAUACAGAAGACAGUUCCAUGUCAGACACGGAGAGCAUGGAGACGGAAUCUGUUGCAAGCGAAGAUGAAAAUUUGUCGGAGGAGGAAUCUCCUCUAGUGAUAGCUGAAAAUAUUGAACAAGAAAAAGUGACCAAUCACGUGACUGAAAACAGUGUAAAUCAUUCAAAUGUGAAUUCUCAGAGUGUUCUAAAAAACAAUGUCUCGGAGGUGGAGAGUGUGCGUGAUCGUUCACAUGGACAUGAAAUCAGCAGCAAGAAGGAGGCACUAAUGUGGUCUCACAAUACACGACUACGUCACACACUGUUUAAGGAAAUCAAACGCCCGGGGCGCAAUUACGACACUUUAUUUAAUCAUCUGAACACUGUGCAAGGAACUCUGGACAUGAAAAGUGCAUUUGUGCGUGAUGUGAUACGGGAGGCGGGACGUUUUAAGAAAAAGGUGCUAAUCCAGAUGUUAGAACAGUAUAGUAAAUCCUUAAUCCAGUCAGAAAGCCGUAAACGGACUCACAUUUCUACCGGACAGUGGAAUUCUGGUAGAUAAUGUUAAAUGUAGACGGGGAACAAACUUAUCCCACGAUGGGUGCUCAUCAAAACCAUCCUACAACAAGUCACUACAACUCCAAUCCCUAGCCAGCUGGAUUUGACUACAGUAUUCAGCAUAAUUCUUAAUAUGGCCGGUCGCCAAAAUGUAAACGCUUAUAUGUUCAAAAUAAGCAUAGAUCUUGAGACAGUCCUAAUGAAAUAAAGCUAUUUUUUUUUUUUCAAGCCAACAAACUAGAAGUUUGUAUUGAACUGCCAACAUGGCUGAAUAUUUUAGCAUCUCUAUGGUUGAAGGUUGGCAGAUAGAGUGCGAUACUUUUAGGAGUCUGUCACCUUACCACCGAUCAUCCUGUAAAAUUGUAGUGAAUUUGUCCAGAUGUCAGUUUUGUUUACCGUCUACAUAGAAAAUGGUGAUGUCAUCCCACCAGAUGUGAACUCUAAGAGGAGGUUCCCCAAAGGAAGAAACAACUAGAAUUGAUCAAAGAUAUGUCGUCCCCUUAAGGUCGGCCUUUGCGUCUGUGAUAUUUCCUUCAUGUUCAUUUAUUUCUGUGUCAUCCAUAUGCAUUUCACUGAACACUGCAAUGUCAUUCAUUUCACUGUGGACUGUAGUGUCAUCCAUUUUGAUGUUUACAGUUGCGUUGUUAACGUAUGUGAGCGUUAAACCAUGUUUGAUGACUGUUCAAGCUGUGGACCUUUAUGUUCUUUAACGUGUAGUUGAUAAAAUGAGAUUGAAUAUACAUACUAAGAGAAUGUGUGUUUACUACAUUAAGACUAUACAGAGAAGAUUGAAUAUACAUACUAAGAGAAUGUGUGUUUACUACAUUAAGACUAUACAGAGAAGAUUAUUAAAAUGAAAAGCCUCGGACAGAGGAAAUUCUCAAGACAGUAAACCUAUUUAUUUUAGUGGUAGGCAUAUUUGAGCUCUGUUUCACAAUUACUCUAAAAACCUAAAUUAUGUUCACAAUUAAGUGACUGAAUUCCUGAAUGUUACAGGUUUUUGUGCUUCGUCAUAAUUUGUUUAACUUGUUAAUUGUAGUUAAAGAUUGGAAAUAUGAUUGACCUGGUAUACUGCUCCAAUUUCAGUGUGUAAUUGAUGUCAUGAAAAAUUCUUUCUUGUCUCAUCCCGACCCGAAGUUUUACUUUACAGUUAAGGAUCCCCGUACCACUGUUAAAAACAGUUACUUCACAUUUGAAGCUGUUUUUUUCAGGCACGAAUAUAGUUUUGACAAAUUGUUUCUAAAUAGAAAAUCACACCUUUAAGGACUUAAUGGGGAAAAAAAUACGAAAAAAAAGAUAUAAUUUACAAUAAUGUUCUCAGUUAGGCCAGACCAGGAUUCUAACUCGGGACCCCAGAUCGGCAUUGUGUCGCUCUGAAAAACAAAGCUACCUAGUCAGUGAAAGUGCCUUGGUCUAAAACAAAGUCAAUGGGAAGUUACUCUUUAUAUGAUAACUGCAGUUUGGCCUGUGAUGGGAUCAGGUUGCUAUACACCGGCCAUGUUUGUUUAUGUGGACAAAAUAAUCUUUUGGUUUUAAAAUUAAUACCAGGGUAUUUCUGGGUUAAAACCCCAGAACCUGCAAAUGUUAAUGAAUGCCUUGAAAGUCUUUCCCAAGGCUUGCCAGAAAACAACAUAAAAUCACUAGGUCCAUCCCUAUUCUAUAAACGAACAACGCUUGUCUAACUACAUAGAAUGGGAUAAAUAAAGGCAGCCCAUAUUGUUGCUUCAGAAAUACAAAAUGCCAUAUUUCUUUGUAAUACAAGUUUUCCUUUUAUCAUUGAUAUGCCUCAAAUUGAAAAUAAACAAAAAAUGGAUUGAAAAAUGAUUUUUUUUUAAAAUGCAUUGGAACAAAGAAUUACAAGAAAAUCUUGAUUGGAAUUUUGUCAUUGAAAUACAUCCCAAUAAUCCUUCAUUAACUUCGGUACAGAGUACAGUCGUUUGGCAUAGAGUAUUCUCCCUUGUAUAGUGUUUCUGGCAUUGAGACAGUUACUUCCCUUUGCAAGGUAUUCCUUUUCCAUUUUGAUGCUGUAAAGCAAUCACAUUUCCUAUAUACUGUAACAACUUCGGUUUAAUAUUUUACCGGUGAGAUCAGGAGUGGAAAGGUUAUGAAUUUUAGGCAUGCAAGUUGUUUUUCUAUCAUGUUUGUUGUAUGUUUGUUUCCAAAUACUCAAAUUUCAAGCAACUGCAAUACUUAACAAUAUGUGUUUCAUAUUUAAUACAUUUGAUGGAAAUGACUAAACCAAAUAUUUGUUCAUAGUGCAAAUGAUAAUAAUGUAGUUCAAAUUGAUGGUGCUUUUCCUUUUAUAGAAAAGUUAAGGAUGUAUGCUACCUUACAUUAUUUCAGUGUUAUUCGUGUUCUUACUGCUUGCUUUAACAGUUUAAUAAGCAAAAUAUAGAUAAAAAGGGAUACCCGCAGGGAUCAAUGCAGCAAGUACUUUGUCACAUUUGAAACUGUCACUUAUUGAUUUCAAGGUCAAGAUUUACAAAUCCUAUAAAAUAUGCAAAACUUUGUGUGCAUAUAUUUGUACGGUAGCAUAUAUCAUCCAAUGAAAUUUUAAAAACAGGUAACUAUUGAAAUGUAUGAAAAUUUGUAUAUUCUCAUAUUUAUGUAUUUUGGAAAAAUAUUCUCGAUAAAAAAGAAGGAUUUCAUGCUGACUGGUGAAUUUUUUGACGUAAAUUAUUUGCAUUGUAUUUUUCUUAAACAGAAACUGUCUAUCCUCUCUAGAUCUCUCUAUUGCUGCAGUUUCUUCAUGCCUCUUACAUUUAAGGAUGUUUUACAAUGGCCCACAGUAAGAAAGUUACAAUUUGUCUUUGUAUUUAUACCAAAUAAUCAAAUACUUACUGGUCAAUUUUUUAUGCCCCUGCAAUCCUAAAAAAUAACUUAACCCCCCCAUAAAAUAGGGGACAUGAGUGGGUUGUGUAGGUAGGUAUAUAGCAUAUAGCAAAUUCCUUCUUUGACAGAUUUUCAUCAAACUUAAUAAAAAUGUCAAAAGUAUGCAAAUACUUUGGAUGAGCUCUGUUUUAGGAUUUCCAAGGUCACCAUUGCUAUUUAUAGAAAAUCAUCAACCAAUUCAGUGUCAUCAGUGAACCAACUUUAUGUCCUGAUGGAUUUUGAUCAAAUUUUAUAUGAAUGUCAAGUAUUAUAAUACCUCUGACAUCUGUUUUAUCAACAUGAAGUAUGAUAUUACCUAGAAUUGGAUCAUAAUUCAGGGUGUCAAGAUCAAAGUCUUUGUAACUAUUUAUUCAACAUUAUCAAACUAAUUUUACAUGGCGCUGGGGCAUUCAUGUCUUACAGACAUUUUCUAGUCUUUUCACGAUUUCAUAAAAGUUUGAAAUUUUUCACACAAUCUAGUGCAGUAUUAGGUAAAAGUAUUUUUUUUUAAAAACUCAUUUUAUGUUUUGAAAGUAAAGUGAUACGAUUAAUUGUAAACUUUGAUGGGGAGUAUUUGAAAUUUUCAUCCAGGUUUGAAAAAAGAAAAGAAUCCACACUAAUUUUCCACGCAUUUGAUAUUAUUUUUUUCAAAAGUCCUUAUGCCUUCAAUUAACCUGUAUAAAUGUGUUUGAUAACAAUGAUAUAUUUCAAUACAAAUAUUUUGGAAAUUGGGAAGCAAGUGUCUGUUUGGGUGUGAACUGUUCAGACAGUACUGUACUGUUUUGUUGCUAUUUACUAGUAAGGGAGGCUGAUCUGACAUCAAAAUAUCUAGAGCACCACGCUCUCUCCCAACACUGGGGUUCCACACACAUGGCUCCCCACAUUAAGGAUAGUCAUACUUUUUUUAUUAUAGUAACGUGUUGGUUCCCGUAUUGGGUAGGAAACAUUCCUCAGAGGUGUUUGAAUUUAUAAAAAGACGUCCUAGAAAUUCUUUGGGUUACGAUCACUUCCGUUCUCUGCACUACAGGAAAAUGUCGCUCCGUUACCUUUAGUUACGCUGCUGCGCAAAUCUUUUUCUUGUAUCAUCCUCAAGGCAGAGCGUUCGUUUUGUCACGACAUCUCCCAGGGGUAUAAAGAGAGUAUGAGAGCGUAACCUUUAGAAGGUAUAAGAUGCUGAUAUGAAGGUUGUAAAAAUAAGGACAAGACGCAUGGACAGAGACCAAAUACUACUAGGAAUGAUAUAGCCACUAGUCCAUUAGGUAUUUGUCGAUGCGUCUCGUUCCUGUGAUAAAUUAGUACAUUGCUGACACUUACCAUUCUCAUCUUCAUACUCAUAUCGCUCAUAUUCUUAACAUUUGUAUCGUUUACAAAUCAACAAUUUUUCAUGUAUUAAAUUUGACUAAAAACCUGGUUUGUUA